Suillus subaureus is the source of this 1047-nucleotide messenger RNA. RefSeq lists its product as uncharacterized. Bases 1 to 1047 code for a protein of 348 amino acids. Lineage: Eukaryota; Fungi; Basidiomycota; Agaricomycetes; Boletales; Suillaceae. The transcript has 8 exons. The record is from RefSeq and is a predicted model, not a curated record.
AUGUCUGAACGAGAAUCAGAGCAUCACAAUCCGACACACACUCUCAUGUUUCCAGACCUCUCUGGGGUGGUUCCUACAUCUGUGGAGGCAAGGGCAAAGCAUCGCAUCACUGUGUUGGAAGAGGAACUGCAAAUGAUGCAGCAAGAAAAAGGAACCAAGCAAAGAAAGACAACUUACUAUGUUUCUCAAGGCAGGGCGAUUCACUGCAUGGUUGUUCUAUAUACUAGCCUGGAAGAUUUGAUUGCCAAAAAUGAUCGCAGAUACAAGGAGCAACUGGAGGAGAACACCACAGAACAAGAUCGCUUGCAACGUGGUUAUAUCACACUUGCGCAGGUUGUGCCUUGGCUACACCCCAAGCUUUCGGAACUUGACAUCGAUGACUGCGAAGAUAUGCUGAAAAAGCUGCUCUGCCCUUCCGAAUGGGACUGGAGUGAUCCCCAAGUGAAAGCCGGUAUUUGCAACCAAACAUCUGAGUAUAUCGUAUCAGAAAAUUCCUGGCCACUCUUCCUGUAUGAGAAUUAUACAGUGGACAGCAACAACCUCGAGGAAGGUCUUUUCAAGUCUAAGAUUCUGGUGCAGGCUUUCAAAGCUACAUUUACAUCUCCGUCUUCGGCCAAAGAAGCUGAUGGCGAUGGCGACAGAGCCAACAUCUUGGAGAAUAACAGGCGUGCUAGGCGUGCAUUGAACCAAGCCAAGGUUAAGACAUGCAUGGCCUCCAUCAUCAAUAUGAGGAAGGUCACUGCUCGUUCUAUCGCAUAUGUUGUUUGCCAGGUUUGUUUCGCUCUAUCGGGUGUCACAUCUUGGCGCACCAUAGAUGGUGACUUUGAUUAUGAAAUGUUCUGGAACAACAUUGUGGAUUUUUUCGAGGACGUCCCUGGCCCUGUUGCACAAUGUAGGGUGACCCAACUUCUCAAGUGGUGGACCAGGAAGAUUUUUGGAAGAAACCAUCAUGAGGACCUAACACCAGACGUCAUGUCCAAGAUGUCUGUCACUGCAUUAGCCGAGCAGAGAAAGGCAAUAGAGGAUGCCGUGUUUGACUCAGACUAA